ACACAAACUCAUGUCUUCGUCACUCUACAGUUAGACAGCUCGGUGAUGUCUUCUCUCAACAAUGAUUACAACAAUGGUAACAACAGUGGAGUGUACCCUCUCUCUCUUUAUCUUUCUUCACUCUCAGGCCAUCAAGACAUCAUCCGUAAUCCCUACAAUCAUCAGCUGACCGCAUCUCCGGGCCAAAUGGUAUCAGCAGUACCUGAGUCUCUGAUAGAUUACAUGGCUUUUAACUCAAACAAUGCCGUGAAUCAGCAAGGUUUCGAGAUUCCUGAGGUGCCAAGGGAAACCAAGAAGGCGGUGAAGAAGGACCGGCAUAGCAAGAUUCACACGGCACAAGGGCUUAGAGACAGGAGGGUAAGGCUUUCUAUAGGGGUUGCUCGCCAAUUCUUCGAUCUCCAGGAUAUGUUGGGGUUUGAUAAAGCCAGUAAAACAUUAGACUGGUUACUUAAGAAAUCAAGAAAAGCUAUCAACGAGCUUGUCCAAGAAAAAACGCUCAACAACGAUGAUGAAGAUUUUGGAAACAAUGGAGGUUAUGUAGAAGAGGAAGAGGAUGAUGAUGAUGAUGAUGAUGAUGGCAAUAAGAGCUUCGUGUAUGGUUCUAGCCCCGAGAACUGUGAAGAAGAAGUGGUACGUGAGGUCAAGAAGGCAGAGAAGAGAAAAAAGAAAAGUGAGAUGAGCAACAUAUGUUCGAAGGGACCAAGAGCCAGAGCUAGAGGAAAAACAAAGGAGGUAACAAGGGAGACCUCCGAGAUCACACAAUCUGAAAUCAUGGACCCGUUCAAGAGGUCUAUUAUCUUUAAUGAAGGAGAAGACAUGACGCAUUCUUUGUACAAGGAAGCAAUGGAAGAGUUUGAUAAUCAAGAAUCUAUCUUCACCAAGACAAAGAUCAAUCUUCCGACAAAUAUGGAUCAAAGCUACAAUCACCAUUUUGGGGGGUUUAUGUUGAAAGAUCAGAGUUCUUGCAGCAACUAUAAUACCAUUCUGCCUCAAAAUUUGGAUUUUAAUUAUGAUCAAAACCCUUUUAUUGAUCAACGCUUUUGUGCAGUCGCCGACACAAAUUUCCCCAGAGGGUUCCCAUAAACCUUGAUAUAUUCGGAGGACUAAGCAUCAGAUUUACACAUGUAAGCCAAAAUAAUCGUUGAUUCCUCCUGAAUGUAUGUAUACUAAAUGUUAUUUGUGUUUUCUUAACAUGUACUUAUUUAAUCAUAUGUAUCAUUUAUCAAGAUUCAGUUUGUCUACCUUGAAAUGUCUUAGAUACAAUUUCCAAGUGGCGUUGUAA
Thlaspi arvense is the source of this 1282-nucleotide messenger RNA. The record is from the annotation of a GenBank genome assembly. Lineage: Eukaryota; Viridiplantae; Streptophyta; Magnoliopsida; Brassicales; Brassicaceae.